CAAAGACGGGCGGCUUAGGAGACAAUGCCUUCGCUCAAGAUGUCCAAGUGAUUGAUGCAACUACAUUUGAAAGAAGUCGAAAAUAUGAAAUAUAUAAAAUAUAAUGCUAUAUAUCUAAUAUUUUUAUUCAGUUUUUUUUCUAUAAAGUCUAGUAAGUUUACCUCUUUAUUUGUUGAAAACCAAUCCAAUCUUCUAGUUCGAAAGUAAUUAGAAAAAUAUGGCAUAUGUUGGAAUACUUCGGCCGGUGAUCCCGGGUCCUUUCAAGGCGAACAGAUCGAUUAUUCAACCUCAACCAGGUCCUGGAGGGCGGAUGAAUACACCUCAGCACAUAGCGACGGGAGGGCCAGUGGUUCAGCCUGACGUUGAUGAGCCCCUCACAGAAUUCGGGGACUAUGAGCAAAUCAUAUACAGCCGAGAAGUAGACAAGGAUCCCUAUCGUUCUCACUUUUCCGGAUUUAACGCCCCAGCCAGUCGUGGUUCUAUAGGCGGCGGACUCGGAGGGUUUAGCUCUGGCGGUUCCGGCAAUGGUGGUUUUGGUCAUGGUGGCCCUAGCGGUUCUGGUUCAUUCAGCGGUCCUAGUGGUGGUAGUGGGCCAGGUAAUAUCAACCCGAAUAACUUCAUCGAUGACGAUAACCCCCCUCUUCCUCCAGGCCCAAAUCGUAUAACGGUUGGUCUUGAAAUUGAGUUUGCGCUCGCUGUAACAAGACGCUUCCAAGGCUUACAGGAUCCCCAUCCGAAUGAUGGGCGGUGGCAGAGUGUGAACCUCGUAAACGAAAAAGACAAUAAUCCGCUUUUCCGCCUUUCACUCCGUAAUUUGGUAAUAGACACGUUAAGACGAAACGGAGUGGUAGCAAAUAAGACACAGGAAGACGAAUUCGAUAUUUUCGAUGACCAAAGUUGGCUAUUUGACCUCAACGACGGUCCUGAAUGCCCAAAUUUAACGAUCCUUAACUAUUGGCAACCAUAUUACGAAUGGGACCAGCGGAAAAGUCUGCAAGAUAACUGCGUUUCGGCCGCUCAGGUGAUGAGCGCCCAGUUCAUUAAAUUCCACAACGAUAAUAGUCUCGAAUUUCAUAGAACGAGGGACGAAACCUUAGAAGAAUUUGCAGAUAAGAAACUUCCACUCUUCAUAGAGGGUCUAGCUUACCAAGAACAUCCUGAUAUUGGGAAGAUUAACGAGGAGAUAGCACGUCUCUGGCUGGAGAUUCUUGAGAAUGAACGAAAGCGAUUUGAAGAGAGUGAAGGGAAGUUCGUUGACAGUAAUUGUGUCCAGAUUCCUGGGGCAGAUCCGAAGUAUUAUGCGUGGACAUGUUCCGUCGAUGAAAGCAUAGCAAUAGACUCGGUAAUUCCGCGGCACUAUGUAAUCCCAAAUGACUCGCUUCUACCUCCAGCCGAUCCCAAUUUUCGGCUUAUACCACUGCCGCCGGGACUAUACAAAUGGUGGCCAGGAGAAUUAAAAUCACCUAUAUACGACUACGACAAUCCAGCGACUUUAGAAACUAUCCGCAAAGCAUGUGCCGCUCUUCGAAAUACUUACCGGAUUCAUAAACCAAUGUCAGCUUUUGGUACAGGAUUACACGUCCAUUUUGGACAGGAAAGAGGUUGGACACUUUUACAGCUUAAGAAGUUUACAACGCUUUGGUUGCUCCUGGAGCAAUCCCUCGAGAAGCUACACCGAAAAGAUCGCUCGCAUUACAAUGCAUUCGCCUGUCCAUUAAGGAGUAGAUGCCCAAUUAGUCACGCACUCUUUGGGAACGGUCAAAUGGCAAUUCAAAAUAGACAACGCCUCCCAGAUACGAGAAACAGAAACCCGCAGCGAUCAUAUGAGUACAAGCAACUCAUGAACAUGCAUGUGCCUUUUGACCUCCCAGCGAGCAAUGACUUUACCCAGGCGGUACGAGAAAUCAUUGCCGAGGUUUGGCAGUACGAUACCAUCUCUGGUUUGAACGAUGGGAUGACCAGUUAUAGGGACUACGGAUACGUUAUGUAUCGUCUCAGGGGCCACAAGAUCACGACGGGUGCUGACAAUGCUAUGCAGACACUUGAGGUGAGGCUUAUGCAGGGUACAUUUGACGCUGACCACAUCUGGAGGUGGAUGAGUAUCUGUCAGGGCAUGAUUAGAUUUUCUAGGGACUCAACCCCCCAACAAUUCAACAAUGGACUGCGGCAUAUGCUCUUAUCUACGGAACAUCCUGGACGUGUCAUGAAUAUACCAGUAGACUAUUUCAACUGGUUUAACAACCACAAGGAUGCUAAUGGAUACUUCAGAUACCCUGAUGAUGACGUAGUAAACUGGGCUGAUCCUUUCAUGGUCCCCGGAUAUGCCGAUGUGUACACCGGCCUCAGUAGCCUAUAA
Messenger RNA from Annulohypoxylon truncatum, 2356 nucleotides. RefSeq lists its product as uncharacterized. The coding region runs from base 218 to 2356 and encodes 712 amino acids. The transcript is spliced from 5 exons. NCBI's taxonomy places the organism in Eukaryota, Fungi, Ascomycota, Sordariomycetes, Xylariales, Hypoxylaceae. The record is from RefSeq and is a predicted model, not a curated record.